AUGUCUGACGCGAACGGAAAAAAGAUCAAGCUCAAGAGCAGUUUUAAGGUCUCGCAAACGAUAGGAUCUAUAUAUACUGGCGGCAAGGCGACCAUCACAUCAGAUGAAAAUUUGCUAAUAACCGCCGUUGGAGAGGAUAUUAAUGUUACGGAUAUUCAUAAUGGGAAAACGAUGCUUCGAUUGAGUGGCGACGGCGAGAUGAUUACCACAUUUGCUGUGACUCCUGAUGGAAGACAUCUCGUGAGUUCGAGCAGAAGCCUAAGCGUAAAAAUAUGGGACCUGACGACGGGAAAAAUAAAAAGAUCUUUUAAGGCGCACGAGGCACCCAUAAUAGUAAUGGAUAUUGAUGCUACCUCAACGUUAGUGGCAACAGGAUCUGCUGAUAGUACAAUUAAAGUGUGGGACAUUGACGGCGGUUUUUGUACGCAUAAUUUUAAAGGUCACGGAGGACUUGGUCACGUCAGCAUAAUACGUGGAUUGGACGUGACGCGUGAUGGUAAAUUCAUAAUCAGCGGUGCGAGAGAUAAAGUGGUGAAUAUUUGGGAUUUUGGUAAAAAGACUCUGGUGAAUACUUUUAUCAUGUAUGAGACGAUAGAAAAGCUAGGUGUAUUACAGCCUCAUACAAAAAUUGAUGAUAUUGAAGAUCCUUCCGUGGGGGAAAUGUUUUAUACCGGCGGUGAUAAAGGAAUAAUAAGGAUUUGGGAUUUGCAAACCGGGAAACUUAUUAAAGCGCAGGAACCGGAAAAAAAUACUACUCACAUCAUAUUAGAUAUAAUCGAUAUCUUGACCGCUAUUACCAGCGAUCAGAAUAUUUUGUUCUAUCAAAUCGCUAGUGGUCUUAAGCGCGUAAAACAAAUAGUGGGUCAUAACGAUGAGAUUAUCGAUCUUGCGUACGUUGGUCCCGAAGAAUCACAUCUCGCCGUGGCAACAAAUACCGAACAAAUACGACUGUAUGAUGUUCAAUCUUUUAACUGUAAUAUCAUAUACGGCCAUAAGGAUAUCGUGAUUUGUUUGGCUCGCUCAUAUGACGGCAAGAUGUUGAUAUCCGGUUCCAAAGACCGUACCGCAAGGAUAUGGAAUAUCGAUGUGAACAAUGAGACAGCUGAUGAGAGGGAUCGGACCAUAAAAGUUUGGGACCUGAGUCCUUUAGGUACUUGUUGGCUUUUCAACUUUUGGGAUGCAAAUCCGGAUACAUCCGACGAGAAUUUAAAGCCGAAAGCAUUGUAUACUCACCACGCUCACGAAAAAGACAUUAAUUCAAUAGCUGUUUCUUCAAAUGAUAAGACCUAUGCCACAGGAUCACAGGACAAGACCAUUAAAAUUUGGUCUGUUGUUGAUGGGAGUCUACUUGGAACGUGCGUGGGUCACAAACGUGGCGUAUGGUCUGUACAAUUUUCACCCGUGGAUCACACUUUGGUUUCUAGCUCGGGUGACAAAACCAUUAAGAUUUGGUCAUCCACAAAUUUCUCGUGCCUAAAGACAUUGGAAGGCCAUACUAACUCGGUUCUCAAGGUAUCGUUCUUAACAUCGGGGUUGCAAUUAAUAUCCUGUGGCUCAGAUGGCCUUCUUAAACUUUGGACAAUAAAAUCAAAUGAGUGUGUGGCCACGUUGGACAAUCACACUGAGAAAAUAUGGGCUCUGGCGGUGCGCAAAGAUGAAAAAGUUGUCGCGUCGGGUGGUGCCGAUUCUUUAAUAAAUUUGUGGGAAGACAUUACCAUUGAGGAAAUUGAACAGCGCAUGAAAUUAGAGGAGGAGAUAAUUAUAAAAGAGCAGGAUUUAUCAAACUACUUAAAAAAGAAAGACUACAGAAAUGCCAUCAUUCUCGCGAUAUCUCUGAACCAACCCUUUAGGUUACUAACCCUCUUUACGGAAGUUUUCGAUAACAGGCCAGAAGGAGAUACAAGUAUAACAGGAUCAGGGUCCAUCGAUGAAAUAAUCGGCACUUUGUCCAAGGAAAACCUUGAGCAGAUGCUUAAAUACCUAAGAGAUUGGAAUACCAAUGCCAGGCACUCGAGAACCGCUCAAAUUGUGUUGAACCUGUUGGACGGAUUGCUGCCGUAUACGGAGAGACAUUAUCAACGUUUGGAUCGAAUGCUCACAGACUCGUAUAUAAUCGAUUAUACAUUACAUGCGAUGGACCUAUUGGACCCUAUUGGCGGAAACGAGAUGGAUAUCGAUGAACAAAUGAGUCCAUCAGACGGUCUUGGUUAA
This is a messenger RNA of Acaulospora colombiana, 2211 nucleotides long. The record is from the annotation of a GenBank genome assembly. NCBI's taxonomy places the organism in Eukaryota, Fungi, Glomeromycota, Glomeromycetes, Diversisporales, Acaulosporaceae.